AACAAAUUGUAAUCCUUCACACCGCGCGAUCACAACAUAAUCGAACGUAGCUAGCUCGAGAAGCAGCGAAAUGACUCAGACGAAAACAGGCAGUCACGCCUUACGCACGCCUGAGGUAACACAUCACUUAUUCUUUUUCCCUUCGAUCAUCAAUGAAAAUGAAUUACCCAUGAUCGAACUGAAAUUUCUUUGAUGAUGCUCUUGUAAGAAUUCAAUGAAUCGAAAUAGAUUUCGUUUUCCUUCUCCAGGAUCUGUAGUUAGGAUUAUCUGAUGAAUGUUUAUCUGUAGUCGAGUCGCUUACCCAAAUAGAAAAAGAAACUUCUGGUAACCUCAAGCAAAUGUUUUGCAGGAACUAGAGUAGAGGUGUAGAUCUAGAUAGUUCUAAAAGCGGGAUAUAGAAAUUGAUAUUUAGUUUGCGCUGAAAAAAUUCUUGUUCUAUGUGGAGAAGGAGAUCAUAAUCGUUUUCAACAACGGUGGAGCAACGACUACACUUACCCACAUGACAAACCUAGACAUAGACGAGUACGCGUAGGUAGUACUAGUAAGAAACUUGUUAGUCUUAGCGGAUGUGGGUUCUUUUUUCCACAACUAACGAAGUUCAAUGAUCCAUUACCGUAGAUGUUUGAGUUUUCAUUUUCGUGGUACAAGAAGUAGUGGUCACCUUAUCUGAAGGUAGUUGGUAGGUGGUGCACGCGCAUCUUCAUUCAGAUAGUUUUCUCUAAGUAGUGGUUUCUUUCAAGAGUUAUUUCUUCUCAAGAAAGACACUAGCCUCCACAAGCUUCGCCCGGCUUCAAGUUAGUUUAGCACUUUCCUGCGGCCUCCCACGGGCUACAGCCGCUAGAGUAGAGACAGCCCGCGGGUGAGCUGUUGCACCUUACGAAUUGACUACGACAAGAGCCGAGUGCCGGCGGUGGCCGACUCAGAUGCGUCGACUCAUGUGCAGGGCAUUGCGCUGCCUUCGGUUUUUUUUUGAGAUUGCCGGGCGGGUCAUGCAAAUUCUUAAGAAUUUGCAAGACCCCCACGGCAGUCCAACAAAAAAACCAGAAGAGAGCCACCAGACACGCACAAGAAUCCGCAAGCCCCAACGCACGCAAGCGCCUCGCGGUGGCGCCAGGCAAGAACGAGGGGCGACCUUGAUGGGCCAAACAAGACAAAGCAACGCAGGGCCGCGCUGCUUGGGUCUCUCUACGCGCUUACACCUGGCGGGGCUUCUUUGUUUCGUCAGAUGUCUCUCGUCAGAAACAGGCGGGCGCACUUCGCGGGGUCGUGCGGCGUCGCGCUUCGGGCUGUGGCUGAAGCCUCUCGGCUGGCUGACGUCUUUCACCAAGCUGGAGACUAAGGCCCUCCAUCAGGCUGAUGCCGUUCGUCAGCCCAACGCUCUGCGCCAGGCUGGCGGCGUUCGUCGGGCAGGCCGGCGCCCCUCGGCAGGCGUCUUGGGUCAGGCUGAGGCUUUUCGUCAGGGUCGGGCGACGUCUCUCGUCAGGCUGAAGCGCUUCGCCUGGCUGACAUUCCUCGCCGGGCCGAGACUCACGCCUUUGGUCAGGUUGAUGGCUUGCUUCAGCUCGGCGCCGUUCGUCAGGCUGAUGCACUCGCCAGCCAGGUGAGGCCUCUCGCCAGGCCGGCGCAAUGCUUCGCCAGGCGUCUGCCUUGCGUCGGAGGGAACAGGCUGAGCGGGGCCUUUCUUCGGGCUGCGGAUGUCUUUCCUUCGUAAGAUUGACCCCGUUCUUUCGUCGGACUGACGUGCUUCGCCAGAUUGACCGCGUUCGCCGGACUGACGUCCUUCGCGAAAGGUCUUCGCUAUCUUCAAGGGCCUCGCGCCACAGGGAGGCCUCGCGUCAGUUUUUCUGGCGGAGGUCGUUCGUCAGAUGUCUGCUGUCGCGGGUCUCACUCUUGUCGUGUCGGAGGUCUUGGGCCCAAAGGUCGUCUUUGGUCCACGCACAGGUCGCCGGUGGUCCACAGGUCGCCUGUGGCCCAAAGGUCGUCUUCGGUCCAAAGGUCGGCUUUGGUCCAGAGGUCGUCUGUGGUCCAGAGGUCGCUUUUGGUCCAGCGGCCGUCUUUGGUCCAAAGGUCGCCUUACUUUGGUCCAAAGGUCGCCCUACUUUGGUCCAAAGGUCGCCCUACUUUGGUCCAGAGGUCGAAGGGUCGCCUUACUUUGGUCCAAAAGUCGCCCUACUUUGGUCCAGAGGUCGGCGCACUUUGGUCCAAAGGUCGGCUUACUUUGGUCCAAAGGUCGGCUUACUUUGGUCCAAAGGUCGCCUUACUUUGGUCCAAAGGUCGCCUUACUUUGGUCCAAAGGUCGCCCUACUUUGGUCCAGAGGUCGCCGGGUCGCCUUACUUUGGUCCAAAAGUCGCCCUACUUUGGUCCAGAGGUCGGCGCACUUUGGUCCAAAGGUCGGCUUACUUUGGUCCAAAGGUCGGCUUACUUUGGUCCAAAGGUCGCCUUACUUUGGUCCAAAGGUCGCCUUACUUUGGUCCAAAGGUCGCCCUACUUUGGUCCAGAGGUCGCCGCACUUUGGUCCAGAGGUCGCCUGUGGUCCCGCGGUCGUCUUCGGUCCCAAGGUCGUCUUUGGUUUCAAGGUCGUCUUUGGUCCCAGUGUCGUCUUAAGUCCCAAGGUCUCCUGUGGUCCAGAGGUCGCCUGUGGUCCAAAGGUCGCCCCUGGGUCAAAGAUCGCCUUUGGGCCAAAGAUCGUCUUUGGGUCAAAGAUCGCCUGUGCUCCAAAGGUCGUCUUUGGUCCAAAGGUCGCCUUUAGUCCGAAGAUCGCCCUUGGUCCAACGGUCGCCCUUCGUCCAAAGCUCGUCUUUGGUCCAAAGAUCGGCUUUGGUCCAUGUGUCUUUGGUCCAAGGUCUUUGCCCUUUCGGUGGGCGGUCUUUCGUUGGCUGUCUCUCUUUGGACUUUUCUCCCCAGCUUGCGCCCCCACCCCCGUCGGCCAUUUUUCUGCCUUCUUUUCUGGUGGUCUGCCACGGGGCCGCAACGUAAAUCCCAACAAGGAAACGGCCGGAGGCUAUCAGGCUUGAGAAUGAGGGGAAAGGGCAGGAGGCUAUGGGCAAUAGCUUCGCGAAAGAAGGCGACUAAUCUCCGGUGGGUUAGGCGGGGAGUUUUAUGGCGGCGAUCAAUAAUAUAGAUUAAUAAUAUAGAUUUUUUUUUUUGUUAUGUUUUUUAUCUAUCAACUUAUAAUAAUUGUCCAUUAUUUUACUCGGCCAACAGGUGGAAAUUUCUCCUGCAACGCUGUGGGAAAAAAUGAGUGGUGAAACGCCCGCCGCCAAGGCGGUCGACCGAUCCCGAACGACGAUCGAUGACGACGAGAGUUUUCAAGAGGGGUCUUUACCAGAGACACCGGGAC
Molecule: messenger RNA, 3341 nt
Organism: Amoebophrya sp. A25
Lineage: Eukaryota; Dinophyceae; Syndiniales; Amoebophryaceae
Source: the annotation of a GenBank genome assembly